Molecule: messenger RNA, 4020 nt
Organism: Trichoderma harzianum CBS 226.95
Lineage: Eukaryota; Fungi; Ascomycota; Sordariomycetes; Hypocreales; Hypocreaceae
Exons: 2
Coding region: 394-3741 (1115 amino acids)
Cellular component (GO): nucleosome
Molecular function (GO): structural constituent of chromatin; DNA binding
Source: RefSeq, a predicted model, not a curated record
AUCUGUUUCUCCCUCUUUCACUGGUGAUACAAAACUGAGCGUUGCUAUACUGCGGCUUUGUUUGUUCUUUCUACCCCGCCGCCUCCAAGCAUCAGUUGAUCAUCACCAGACGUCAUCCCAUCAUCACAGUACUUGAAGUAUCUUCUUAUAUCAUCAUCUCCAUUGUCUAUUCGGCUUGUCAUCUAUUGUUGUUUCUUUAUCAUUUCAUCAUUGGAUUUUCCAUCCAUCGUUGUUCCUCUAUAUCUCUCUCAACCAUUGACCCACUUCUGAUAUAUCAGAUUCCCUCCCCCCUGUCCACAUCUCAUCUCAAACUAACCUGUCGUUGUCACCCCCUCCCAUCCAUCCAUCGCCAUCUGACUUGAGGUCUUACCCACCCCAACACUCAACAUCACAAUGUUUCGAUACAAUAACCCCAAUGCCCUCCCCACUUGUGGCAUCUACAUCAUGGUCGACAAUGAUAUCAAGUUUCUCCCCAUCGUGUCUCUUGAUGUUCACACUUCCAUUGUUGCCUCAACCUCUCGGACUGUCUUGACCCAGACGUUCGGCACCACAGGUACCUCCCUCAAGAAUGUGAAAUAUGUCUUCCCCCUCUAUGAUGGCGUCUCUGUCGUGGGGUUUGAAUGCACCAUUGGGUCGCGCGUGAUCAAGGGUGUUGUGAAAGAGAGAGAAGAAGCCAAGCAAGAAUACCAGGCUGCUGUAGCAAGUGGCAAAAUCGCGGGCUUGCUCGAGCAGUCUUUGGAGGCAUCCGAUGUCUUCAGCACCUCGCUUGGUAAUAUCCCCAGCCGCGCUAAGAGUGUCAAGGUUGAGAUUACAUAUCUGGGAGAGCUGAGGCAUGAUGCUCAGGUGGAUGGACUGCGCUUCACCAUCCCCACCAAGUUAGCUCCGCGAUAUGGACAGCAUUCCAUGACUGGUAGCAACACUUUCCAAGGUGGAAAACACAUCACCAUUACGGUUGAUACUGAUAUGUCUAGUGGUUCGGCCAUCAAGAGCAUUCAGUCGCCGUCUCAUCCGAUCUCUGUCAAUAUCGGCACCCUUUCCACCGCAACAUCUGACACACCAUCUUUACAGAAAGCCCACGCGACUCUGUCCCAAGGAUCAGCAGAGCUAGACAGGGAUUUCAUCAUCCAGAUUGUCGCCACCGGUCUUGGUGAUCCAAUUGCGGUCUUGGAAACGCACCCUACGAUUCCAAACCAGCGGGCUUUAAUGGCGACGCUUGUCCCUAGGUUCAACCUGCCCAUGGAAAUGACUGAAGUUGUCUUUUUGUGUGAUAGAAGCGGAAGCAUGGGAGGUGGACAAAAGAUUCCCAACGUUAUUGAUGCGUUGAAGAUUUUUCUAAAGUCUAUGCCUGUUGGAAUCAAGUUCAACAUUUGCAGCUUUGGAUCACACUAUGAAUUCUUAUGGGAGCGUUCCAUGACAUACGAAGAAGGGACAUUGGAAACAGCCAUAAACCAUGUCAGUGGAUUCUCAGCCAACUUCGGCGGUACAGAAAUGUACCGGCCGAUGGAGGAUGUAUUCAAGCGACGAUACAAAGAUUUGAACCUCGAAGUCAUUUUGCUCACUGACGGAGAGAUUUGGAGUCAGGAAGCCUUGUUCAACCUCAUCAAUACCCAAGUCUCUGAAAGUAAAGGUGCUGUUCGAGUCUUCACCCUGGGCGUAGGAACAGAUGUCAGCCAUGCCCUGAUUGAAGGCGUCGCUCGCGCAGGCAAUGGAUUUGCUCAGACGGUGGGAGAAAACGAAAAGAUGGACAGGAUGUUGAUCCGAAUGUUAAAGGGGGCCCUGACUCCUCACAUUACGGAUUACACGCUUGAGAUCAAGUAUGAGAAUAAUGAUGGCUCGGCAGAAGAGAAUGAUGACGACUUUGAAGUUAUCGAAAGGGUCAUGGAUGCGAUGACCUUGGAGGUACCCUCCUCGGGACAAGCGGAAGAAAGUCGCACUCAACAAUCCCAGCAACCCAUCUCUCUGUUUGACCAGAGUGUCCAAGACACCGACUUGGAGAUGUCUAAUACCUCCAAUUCAGUCAAGGCGAAACUUCCACCCCUGACUGUUCCUCGAUAUCUCCAGGCCCCGUUCCAAAUCCCACCUCUGUUCCCAUUCAAUCGCACGAGUGUCUACGUCUUACUCUCAGACUCGACACCAAAUCGUCAGCCUAAGAGUGUUAUACUCAAAGGCACCUCUCUCCAUGGUCCACUUUCACUGGAAAUUCCCAUUGCGACUCUUACGGAGAGAGGUACUACCAUUCACCAGUUGGCAGCCCGAAAGGCCACCAGAGAGCUCGAAGACGGCCGCGGUUGGAUAUUUCACGUCAAGAAUCAAGAUGGCAAGCUGUUGCAAGAGCAGUUUGACGGCCAAUUCAGCGACAUGGUGAAGAGAGAGGCUGUCCGUCUGGGGACGCAGUAUCAAGUCAGCGGCAAGUGGUGCUCAUUCGUUGCCAUCCAGGAUACUGAUAGAAAUGCCCACACGGGAGAAGAAGGCGAGGAAAAUAACGAUGAUGGCGACGAAGAAGAUGACGACGGAAAUGAAGAGACGGACGACUUUGAGGAGCUCUCGUUUGAUGAAAUCGCAGCUCCAGGAGCCCCUGCCCAGAAAAAGAAAGCUCGCCGGGGUCCUCUCCAGACUGCGCGCAAGUCUACUGGUGGUAAGGCUCCGCGUAAACAACUUGCCUCAAAGGCUGCCCGAAAGUCCGCACCGUCUGCUGCUCCUGGUAAACUUCUCGGAAAGGGUGCCGUCAAACAGCAAAGAGUUGCCUCUCCACAGGCUCAGGGGCUACCUCCAAUGGCUCAGCAGAAACCUAUUAAAAAAACUCCGCAGCAAAUGGCACAGCUACAAAUGUUACAGCAACAGCAAAUGCUACUGCAACAGCCAAUCGCAGAGCAACAAAACAGACGGCGACUACUGAUGGUGCCACAGGAGAUGAUGCCGGCGGGGAUGCAACCGCUGGCUGGAGCACAAAUGGCGGGUGGUAUGCCAACCCAAAACCUAACGCAACAACAGAUGGCGCACCAGCAGAUGGCGCAACAGCAGCAACAGAUGCGGGCGCGGAUGCAGAUGCAGGGUCAAGCAGGAAUGCUGCAACAGAGCACAACUCGCUCUGGGCGUCCAUUUGGCUUAUCCGCGACUGCUAUGGGAGGCGGUUUUGGUACUAGUUCUUCUGGUGGUUUGUUCGGUUCUGCGAAUAAUACUACCCCAACUACUGGUAGUUCUUCGUUUGGAAAUCCUCCUCCUAUUUCUCCUCAUAGUGGCAUGUUUGGUGGUCCUUCUGCUGCUGCGUUCCUUCUAGGGAACACUUCUGCUCCAGCAACUGGUGGUUCUUCGCUUGGCAGUUCCAGUAGCCCUUCAUCUUCUGGUGGCUUGUUCGGUUCUGCGAACAGUUCUGCUUUUGCGCAACAACCGACGAGUGGAGGCCCCUUUGACCUCGACAACAGCGAAAUCGAUGUGCUGUCAACGUUGUCUACUUUGCAAACUUUUGCUGGCAAUUGGCAGUGGAACCCCAGUCUCGAAGGUAUUCUAGGAGUUACUCCAUUGACUGCAACUGUGAAGAUUCAGUUACCUGGUCAGUAUACCCAGCAUAUGGAUGUGUUGGCAACGCUUUGUGCUGUGGUAUUCCUGAAGAAGAAGUUGGCGUCUGAAAAGGAUUCUUGGGAGCUGCUUGUGCAAAAAGCAGAGGAUUGGCUGAGGGCCCGGACGGGGGCAGACGUGCUGGAUUUAGAGAAGCAGGUGGAGGAGAAGUUAUUCCUAAACUGAGGGCUUAUGAAUUAUGAAUCAAGGGAAAUGGUCAAUGGUACUGAAAUAUGAAUUGUUUCUAUUGGGGUAAGGGAUGUUGGGCCAUGAGACAAUGGUACUGAAAUAUGAAUUGUUUCUUUUGGGGUAAGGGAUGUUGGGCCAUGAGAUAGAGCAAGUGAAGAUAUCUUACUCUAGUAUCUGCUACUACUGGUAUAUCUUUCUAGUAGCUUCUGCUAUUGGUAUAUUUCUUUAGUAUCUGCCACGAUAGCUAUAUUUCUCGAUGGGUAGUGAGGUUCCUAG